AUGGGAGAAAUCGAAGACAAGGAAAAGGCUGAGAAGCUGGCAGCCGCGAAGAAGAGGGUCGCUCAACUCCAAAAGAAGAAGAAAGCAGCCACCGGUUCAACCAACGUAGGCGAGAAGUCGGUAGCGAAAGGCAAAGCAAAGAAAGCCGACAAACCCAAGGACGACGAGGUAGAUGGAGCUGAGGCCGAGCAUGAAGAAGCAAUAGAAGCUACAGACGACACCACGAAGCCGGCGGACACCGAUGGUACAAGCCCAGCCACGCAGGCCCCUGCCGAAGCAGACGAAGAAGGUCCCCAAGACGCAGGAACCGUACAUUCUCCUGAUACCUCAUCUCCUCCUCCAGUAGAAGCGGAGCCUACCUCUCCUACCAAGGGCCCGCGACUCUCCAGUCGGCAGCCAAGCGUCAGCAUACAGAGUAAGAUCCGAAGCACUAGCUUCAGGGAUAAUGGACCACUGAGUCCGGCCGUGGCCCCGGGGACCUUGCUCCGCAUUGAAGAACUUGAGCGAGAAAACAAACGCCUGGCAAAAGAGGCGGAGGAGCACGAGAAGAGAUGGCGGCGUGUGGAAGAGGAACUGGAGGAACUGCGCGAGCAGAACGCAGAGAAAAUGGCCGAUUCGGCGAGUAACGAGCAGAGCGGCACUGAAGUCAGCAGACUCCGCGCCGAAAUCGAGACAUUAAGACGCAGAUUGGAUACGUCAAGUCGGCGCGAGAGCGUCGGCGCCAAUGACGGUGGUCUCUUACGUGCAGAACUUGAGAGCAAGGAUGCUACAAUUGCUGAUAUGCAACUCGAGAUUUCCCGGUUACGAGGGCAGUUAUCGAGCCAGACCGCAGGGUGCGAGACGCACGGGGAGCAAAUUGCGGCGUUGCAGGCCAAGCUCUCAAGCGCAGAGGUGAAAAUCAAAAGCCUGGAGACCGAGCUUGGUGACAGCAAAAAGGCGCUCAGCAAAGCCAGCGAAAAGGCCGUCAUUGACGGUACGGAGAGGACGAGUAAAGACACAAAGAUUCGCGGACUGGAAAGAGAACUAGGUGAGGCCCUCACCCAGAAAGGCGAGCUCACGAAGAAAGUCGAGCAGCUGGAUAAGAAGAUUGAGGCAAUGAACAAGCUACAUCGGGAGGCCGAAUCGAGAAAUGCGGCGAAGUUUGCGAGCGCAGAAGCGAGCGCGAGAGAGUUACCUGCACUACGAGAAAAGGUUGCUAAGACCGAAAGUGAAAAUGCGAGGUUGAGAGAGAAGCACAAACGCGCUAUGAGUGGGGAUGGAGGUGGUGAAGGGUUGGAUGAGCUUGAGGACGAAGAGAGACAGAAACUCGAGAGAAGGAUCAGAGAGCUCGAGGGACAGGUCUUUGAUCUCCAGCGAGGCGUAUGGAGAGACAAGAGGAUACAGAUGCAGCCCAGAGGAGACGAAGAUUCGAGGACAUCGUUGGAUCAGGCGGAAGAGUUCGAUGAGGUCGACCUAUCUGGCUCCGGGAAUGCCAGCAGGCGGAGGAGCUCCGCGAAUGGUCUACAGCAGGGCCAGACGAGGCAUUCCGGCUUCACGCAGGUCUUGAAUUCAGGGUUGGCGGCCUUCAGAGCCAGCACCACAUCACCAGAUGCGCAUCAUCGACAGUCGACGAGACCGAGGAAUGAUUCUCUACUGGAGGAGUUCGAUGACGACGCUUUUGACGAAGGUGCGUUUGCAAGGGCGCAGCGAGAAGAAGAGCAGCGGAAGAUGGUCGAGCACGUGCGGGAAGUCAAGAGCGGACUGAGGCAAUGGACAGGAUGGAGGUUGGACCUAGUAGAUGCGAGACGGGCCGGUGCUGGUGUUGGCUUUGGAGAAAUAUUUGAUGUAUAG
Molecule: messenger RNA, 1830 nt
Organism: Exophiala spinifera
Lineage: Eukaryota; Fungi; Ascomycota; Eurotiomycetes; Chaetothyriales; Herpotrichiellaceae
Exons: 2
Coding region: 1-1830 (609 amino acids)
Source: RefSeq, a predicted model, not a curated record